Molecule: messenger RNA, 168 nt
Organism: Suillus paluster
Lineage: Eukaryota; Fungi; Basidiomycota; Agaricomycetes; Boletales; Suillaceae
Exons: 2
Molecular function (GO): RNA binding
Source: RefSeq, a predicted model, not a curated record
AAUGGAGAGAUACUGUUUUUGUAUGGCAACAAUUAUGAGGGCCAGAGAACAGCUGAACACCAAGAGGGGGUCGUCUUCGUUAUGAAUGAUUUCCCACUGAGCUUUGGCGUCACACUACGGUCAACAGUGGAUACCCGACAAAUGCUCCAGAGAGGAACAGCGGUCUAA